AUGGAUGCGGGUUCGGUCGUGGCCGUCCGGCAAGCCGAUGAGAUGAUGGAGGAGGACGAUGUGGAGGAGCUCACCGGGGUGGUGGAGGAGCUGGAGGAGGAGGAAAUUGUACAGCAGUUCGAUGGGUCAACGGUGGUGACCGUUACGACGGCACGGGGCUCGCGAAGUGCGCACCAUCACGGCGGUGCUGGUGGCAUUAGCUUCGUGACGACCGAGUUGCCCCUGUCGUCGUCGUCCGGUCGUCGCCGGAUCGUUCGCCGGACGCUCGGCAACGUGCUGGAGGACGAUGUAGUGAUUGGUGACGCCGGCGACGGCAGCACGAUCGUGGAGGUGUCGGCUGGAGCUAGCACUAGCAAGCAAAGGCACGACGGUGGUGCAGCUAGUACUGCGGAAAGUAGUACGGGCGGAGGCACAGGUGCCGCUGGUGAGGAUGGUAGUGCGGGAGCAGUAGAAGGAGAAGCGCUCGAAGGUGCUGGUGGCGGUGGUGGUGGUGGCGGCGGCGGUGGUGGUGGAGAUCAUGCCGGUUUGCCAUCGUCCUACAAGCAUUUCUUUAUCCUCUAA
Molecule: messenger RNA, 561 nt
Organism: Anopheles gambiae (African malaria mosquito)
Lineage: Eukaryota; Metazoa; Arthropoda; Insecta; Diptera; Culicidae
Exons: 2
Coding region: 1-561 (186 amino acids)
Source: RefSeq, a predicted model, not a curated record